Molecule: messenger RNA, 2964 nt
Organism: Chelonoidis abingdonii (Abingdon island giant tortoise)
Lineage: Eukaryota; Metazoa; Chordata; Testudines; Testudinidae
Gene: P2RY4
Product: pyrimidinergic receptor P2Y4
Biological process (GO): G protein-coupled receptor signaling pathway; transepithelial chloride transport
Cellular component (GO): plasma membrane
Molecular function (GO): G protein-coupled purinergic nucleotide receptor activity; G protein-coupled UTP receptor activity
Source: RefSeq, a predicted model, not a curated record
GAGCUGUAUGGUGACCAGGAGGAACUGCAGCACCGGCUGGCCAGGGAUGGGAUCAAGCUGGGGCCCAGCCCAACACAGGGACACACAUCACCUGAGGAACUGACCCUGAAACCAGGAAGAGCAGAGAUUGGCUUCAGGUAAUGGCCACUUCAGUGAGGACAUUCCCAGCUCCAACAUCUGAUUUCCAGCUGACAGCAAAUACCACCAGUGAGGAGAAUUGCGUCUUCAAUGAGGAGUUUAAAUUCAUCCUGCUGCCCAUGUCCUAUGGGUUUGUCUUUGUGGUGGGGCUGCUGCUCAAUUCUUGGGCCUUGUGGAUGUUCAUCUGUAAGAUGAGACCUUGGAACGCUACCACCACCUACAUGUUCAAUCUGGCCGUCUCAGACACUCUGUACGUGCUUUCUCUCCCCACCCUGGUCUAUUACUAUGCUGACCGCAACAACUGGCCCUUUGGGGAGGGACUCUGCAAGAUUGUGCGCUUUCUUUUCUAUGCCAACCUAUACUGUAGCAUACUCUUCCUCACCUGCAUCAGCGUGCACCGCUACGUGGGGAUCUGCCACCCCAUUCAGUCGCUUGGGUGGGUAAAGACCAAGCACGCCCGCCUCAUCUGCGUGGGUGUGUGGUUCGUUGUCACCAUCUGCCUCAUACCCAACCUGAUCUUUGUCACCAUCAGCACCAGAGGCAAUGACACCCUUUGCCAUGACACCACCAAGCCCGAAGAGUUUGACCACUACGUGCAUUACAGCUCCUCAAUCAUGGCCCUCCUCUUUGGCAUCCCCUUUCUGGUGAUCGUCGUGUGCUACAGCCUGAUGGCUAAGAGGCUUUGGAAACCCAGCCUAUCCAGCUCCAACCAGAACAUCUCUUUCUACAAGAAACGCUCUAUCAAGAUUAUCAUAAUUGUAAUCACAGUCUUUGCCAUCUGCUUCCUACCCUUCCACAUCACACGGACACUGUACUAUACUGCCCGGCUUUUCCAAGCCAACUGUAGGACCCUCAACAUCGUCAACUUUACCUACAAGAUCACACGGCCUCUGGCCAGCAUCAACAGCUGCAUAGACCCCAUCCUGUACUUCCUGGCUGGAGAUAAGUACAGGGGAAGGCUGCGUCGGGCUGCGCUCAAAAUGCCCAAAUUUGAGAACCCAUCUACUCUAGCCCUUGUCUCACAACUCAAGAAGAAUGCCAGCUACUCCAUAAAUGAUGCCUGAAAAAAGGGGGUGAAACUGAUAGACAAUGGAAGCAGCAAGGAGUAUUGAAAGAACUAGAGCCUAGGGAGCCAGUAUGCAUCUAGGCCAGAAUGUAGGACCAGCAUUAGGGAAGCCAGUAGAGUUGCUGGGUUAGUCUCACUCCAGAAUUGAGGUCUUCUCCAUCUCCUCCUAAUCUCUGUGAAUUAUUUCCCCACUGUGCUGUGUCUGCUUCUGACACAUUCUGGCACCAGGUUUAACCUCUGAAUGCUUUUGAACUAGGUUUACAUUCCCACUCUCAGAGCAUGCUCCGCCCCCUUAAACAGACUGAACAUCUCUCUCAGAGCCAGGGAUAUUCCCUGUCUUGUCAAAGCAUGGGAGGACUGCCCAGAGUAAUGCCAAUGGGAGUGCAGAGAGUAGAGACCCCUACGUCCCAUAAGGAAAUGGAGGAGGCCAGAGGAACUGUCUUAUGAAGAGCACAAGAGACCCACAGGUAGCAAAUUCCCUGCUUCAGACGCAAGUGGGGGAAGAGCAGUGGGAAGGGAGGGGACACGGUGACACUAGGUCAGAAGCCUAGGAACCUAGAAGCCCAGUGCCUGAGGCUGAGAGCAAAGAGAUGGAGGAUUUUACCAUAGGAAAGGAGCCAGCAAGUGACCACAGGCCACAAAACUGGCCUCUUGAGUCUUUUGGGAAAAGCCCAAGUAGGCUGGUUCAAGUAGCCUGGGGCCCUGGGCUGCUGACAAGGGAAGAUCACAGCGUAGUGUCUGCAGUACAAUGCGAGGGAGCUGAGGACUGAGCAUAGGGCAUGAUGUGUCUAAUGAUAUGCCACAUAGGGGAGAAGAAAGGAGCCUGUCUUCCCAGUCACAGAAACCCUAUACAGAGCUUCCUUCAAAGUGACCCAGAGAAAAUAGAGACCCCUGCUGAAAAAUAAAUAGAGACAAUGCUGACAAAGAAGAAUAUUUAGCACUUUAUAAACAGUAACUAAGUGACCUAAUGGGGUCAACCCUGGGUCAAAGCGCAGGGCUGGGAGAGGACAGCAGGGAGCUCCCGCAGCUAGGACUCAAGGCGCAGCAUAUGCUAUUGAAGACAAUACGAGGGUUAGACAGGAAAGGGGAGAAGAAACAACUGACCUGGAUUCCUGGGCCCAGUAGCCUGGCCUUUUGCUGGCCAUACUUUCAGCAGUAGGCUGUCUCAUGCCAGGAACCUUUCCUGACCAUGCUCAGACCACGCUAUGUCAUAGCCUGAGUCAGUAUCUGUACGGAGCAGUGGCUGCCAUGCCAGCUGUGAACUCCCUGCUGGCAGAAGGGUAUCUCCUGGAUUACUAACAUCACCUCAUUUGCCUUGCUUCCCUUUUGCUGCUCUAAGAUGGGGGGAACUGAGUCUGAAUCACAAGCAAAAGUAGCUGAGCUGCUGUUGAUGGAGCAGGCACCACGCCAGCAGGCAGCCAGGGCAGGCAAGGAAGCACUUUCAGGGCACUGGCUCUAGCAAUGCAGGAGACUGGGGCUGGCUCUGGCAGGAUGCAGGUGAUGGGAUAAGGAUGCACACAGAGUUAAAGCCUGCACAGUGGCAUGGAAUUGUGUGUGUAUUGUAGAUGCUGUUACACGUCUCUGUCCCUUUGUGUAUGGGAGAGCAUGACUCACCAUAUAACUAACAGAGAAGGCACCACAGCACCUUUGCUCCCACCUCUCCUAGCUCCAGGUGGCUGGAGGAUGGGCAAAGCCCCCAGGGCAAUGAAGCCCAUGAAAGCAACUAAUUGAUUCAUGAAUAAAAUGUUUUCCUGAGCAAU